AUGUCAAAUGAAACAGCGUCUAUGAGAGAAAUACAACACAACCGACAACUCAUUAUGCAAGCUCUAAAUAAGAACACAACAAACUUUUCAAACUAUUCUAAGAUAUCUGAGUCAUUGAAAGGGGGUGACUUAAAACUGACAAUAAACCCAAUGACAGAUGAGUUUCUGUUUCAAGACAAUAAGAACCAUACUGUCUGUAUAAAUCCAACAAAAGGAACUUUAAACGAGAAACCUAUAAAUGAACUUCUUUUGAAAGCAGAUGUUGACAGCAAAGCUGACAAAGAAUAUGUAGACGAUGCAAUAGCAAAAGAAGAAGAAAGAGCUAACAAUGCUUAUGCAACAAAAGAACAUACUCAUCCUGAACUAGCAGACAAAACAUAUGUUGACAAUAAAAUGUCAAGUGAAGUGACAAGAGCUGAAAACGAAUAUUCUAAAAAGACUCAUAUACAUUAUAUUAACCAAAUACCAAGUCUUAAGGAAACAUUAGAGACAAAAGCAGAUAAGACUCAUACACAUACCAUUGCAAAUAUUACAAACUUACAAGAAACCUUAAACAGGAAAAGUGACGUUGGACAUACACAUACCAUUGCAAAUAUUACAAACUUACAAGAAACCUUAAACAGGAAAAGUGACGUUGGACAUACACAUACCAUUGCAAAUAUUACAAACUUACAAGAAACCUUAAACAGGAAAAGUGACGUUGGACAUACACAUACCAUUGCAAAUAUUACAAACUUACAACUAACUUUAAACAGGAAAAGUGACGUUGGACAUACACAUACCAUUGCAAAUAUUACAAACUUACAAGAAACCUUAAACAGGAAAAGUGACGUUGGACAUACACAUACCAUUGCAAAUAUUACAAACUUACAAGAAACCUUAAACAGGAAAAGUGACGUUGGACAUACACAUACCAUUGCAAAUAUUACAAACUUACAAGAAACCUUAAACAGGAAAAGUGACGUUGGACAUACACAUACCAUUGCAAAUAUUACAAACUUACAAGAAACCUUAAACAGGAAAAGUGACGUUGGACAUACACAUACCAUUGCAAAUAUUACAAACUUACAAGAAACCUUAAACAGGAAAAGUGACGUUGGACAUACACAUACCAUUGCAAAUAUUACAAACUUAAACGUUAGCCUUGAAAAGAAAGCAGAUAAAACAUAUGUCAAUGAAAUAUACCAAAGUUUGAUAGGAACAAAAAAAUAUUGA
Messenger RNA from Trichomonas vaginalis G3, 1215 nucleotides. Its product is annotated as phage tail repeat-like family. The transcript has a single exon. Bases 1 to 1215 code for a protein of 404 amino acids. Lineage: Eukaryota; Parabasalia; Trichomonadida; Trichomonadidae. The record is from RefSeq and is a predicted model, not a curated record.